AAAUGGCAUCUCCGGGUCAGAGAGCUUUUGCUCAAAAACUGAACAAACAAGGAGCAGCAGAAGUCAGAAAACAGGUGUCGUCAAGUUCAUUAGUGACACCAGAGCUGAAGAAGAGCAUCAGUGGUCUGAACCUGUCCGGCUCUGUAGAUAAGGUUCAUGGUGCCUUCUGGGUCGAACCGCCAAACUAUGAGGAAUUUGUGGCUGACAACCACAGUGAGAUAAACAGAGACCCGUUCCGUAAAUUAUUGGUCUUCCCUGAUGAUGACAUAGAAGUUCAGGUUCAGAACAAAACCUGCAGGACGUUAUAUCCUGUGGUUCCAGAACCAGGAUAUGAAAAUGACCCCCAUGUGUAUGACUGUGUCAAAGGUUACACCUCAGACUAUACUGUGGUCACCAGAAGAUAUGAAGUGUACAGCUCUACAGUACAGAACAAGGACCGUGUUGCAGAACAUGCCGAGCCCCAGGAGUAUGAAAUUGAUGUGGAGGACUCAGGCUCGGACAAGGAGGACUCGCCAAAGCGCCAGUCCAUCCACAUGAGUGACACGCCCCGUGGGAGCUGGGCCAGCAGUAUAUUUGAUCUGAAGAACUCGCAGGCUGACCCCCUCCUCCCAAACCUGCUGGACCGCAUUGACCCAGAGGAAAUUGACGGGAUGAAUGACAAGCAGCGUGAGCAGCAGAGGCAGGACGCACUAUUCAGUCUCUUCCCUAAACAGGACGAGGAGGAGGUUGUAGAGCGGAGAUUACCUGCAGGCAUACCCAUGGAACACUUUGGCCACAGAAUUCUUGUCAAAUGUCUGCAACUCAAGCUGGAAUUAGAAGUGGAGCCUGUCUUUGCCACCAUGGCUCUAUAUGAUGCUCGAGAGAGGAAAAAAAUAUCCGAGAACUUUUACUUUGACUUGAACCCUGAUCCCAUCAAAGCUAUGAUCAGCCAGCAUGUCCCCCAUCAGGAUACCUCUACUCGGAGUCGAGUGUGUACCUUCAGUAUCACCUACCCCUCCCCAGAUGUCUUCCUGGUCAUCAGGCUUGAAAAAGUUCUUCAGCAAGGGGACAUAACUGAGGCUGCCGAUCCCUAUAUGAAGGAAGACAAGACUAAGGAGGAGAAGUAUCGCAGUAAUGCCGCUCAGUUUUGUGAUAGGCUGGGCAAAUAUCGCAUGCCCCUAGCCUGGACAGCUAUCUACCUGAUGAACAUCGUGAAUGGGGCCAACAGUAUUGAGAGAGAAAGCUCUGUGGAAAAACAGGACCCUGAACGUACAGCCAGCUUGGAUCGGCGAAACUCUGGCAACCCGACCACUCAUUUUGAGAACCUGAAGAAGAAAUCCCGCGAUGAUCUGACAGCUGCUCGGCGUGGCUCAUUGGAGAACCGUGGACGACCAGGGUUUGAGAAGCGACGCAGUUGGUCUCCUGACGAGUACGGGUCAAGUUUGGAGAACUUCCGACCAGUCACACUAACAGUGUCCAGCUUUUUCAAGCAGGAGGGAGACCGACUUAGUGACGAGGAUUUGUACAAAUUUCUGGCUGACCUCCGCAGACCUUCCUCUAUUCUCAAACGAUUGAAAUGUAUCCCAGGCACCUUGAAGCUAGACAUUUCCCCUUGCCCUGAUGAUGCCAAGUACUGCCUCAGCCCUGAACUGUUUAAGGUUGACCCUUACCCUGAUGACAAGUGUCGGCCAACACGGGAAAUUCUGGAGUUUCCCCCUAAAGAGGUCUUUGUACCGUACUCCACAUACAGGAACUUGAUGUACGUCUAUCCCAAAUACCUGAACUUCACAAACAGACAAGGGUCAGCCAGGAACAUUGCGGUCAAGGUGCAGUUUAUGGCAGGAGAGGAGGAGUUAAAUGCUCAGCCGGUAAUAUUUGGCAAGUCAAGUUGUCCAGAGUUUUCUCGAGAAGCUUACGCAGCUGUCACCUACCACAAUAAAUGUCCCGAUUUUUAUGAGGAGAUCAAGAUCCGCCUCCCUGCACGCCUGACUGAUGCUCACCACCUGCUGUUCACCUUUUACCACAUCAGCUGUCAGAACAAAAAGAAUGAGAUGACACCAGUAGAGGUGCCUAUAGGAUACACGUGGCUGCCCAUCCUACAGCUGAAUCGGCUGACAGUGGGAGAGUUUAUCCUGCCUGUGUCACUGGAAAAACCGCCGCCCCGCUACUCCAUGCUGCACCCUGAUGUUCAGCUGCCAGGUAUGAAGUGGGUAGACAACCAUAAAGGUGUGUUUGGGGUCAGCCUUUAUGCUGUCUCUUCUAUUCAUACCCAGGACGAACACCUGGAGAAAUUCCUUCAGCUGUGUCAGACUGCUCAGGAACAGAAGUUACCCCAGAGAAUGACAGAAGCUGGCUUUGAGAAUGAAUUGAAGCGAUCUCUCCUGGACCUGUUUAAUGCUAAGGGAGAGCCACUGGUUCACUUCUUACCCCUGAUUCUGAACAAACUCAUACUGCUCAUGGCCAGGCCACCCAUGAUUGGAGGAGGCAUGAUUAACAUUGGUCAGACAGCGUUUGAGUCAAUGGUGCAUAUUGUCCAGCGAGUACACAGCUUGCUGAAGGAGAGGAAUGAUCAUCAUGGCCGCAACAUGCUCCUGGCCACCUUCAUCCAGUACCUCAGUAUCCUUCCCCAUUCUGGACCCUUACACACAGUGCCGUCAAUGUCCAACCUGAACCAAGGAGGUCAGUAUAACACGCUGGGUCGCCCCACCUCCCUGCCAGUAGGGAAGCAGACUUACCAGAGGAGCACCAGUGAUCCAGACCUGACGGGUAGUAAUCCCAGCUCCCCGGACUGUGAGGUGGCUAGUCUCAUAGGUUCCAGGACCAUUGACAGAGCCAGCAGCAUUCGCGAUGGACCAUCCUCAAGCUAUACCAAACAAGGAGGGAAAAAGUUAGUACAUGAGGAGCUGGCAUUACAGUGGAUGUUAUCCAGUGGAUCCACCAGAGAAACAGCUAUCAGCAAUGCGUGGUUCCUCUUUGAGCUCAUGGUGAAGAGUAUGGCAGAACACCUGGCAAAAACUGACCGACUGACCAGUCCACGACAAACACGCUUCUCUGACCACUUCAUGGAGGACAUCAAAGACCUGAUCAAAGACAUCAUCCUGAAGGACAUUGUGGACAGGUGUUACAAGGACCCAGUUUUAGCAAAGACCGUGAACAGCAGCCUGGCUUUCUUUCUGUAUGACAUGUUGUCUCUCAUGGACAGAGGAUUCGUGUUCAAACUCAUCAGCUAUUACUACAGAAAGAUGGGUGAGAAGAUGGAGACAGUUGCAGACCCGACCACACCCAUGUUGUUCCGCUUGGACUUUCUGCGAAUUAUUUGCAGCCAUGAGCACUUCUUCCCUCUUAACCUUCCAUUUGGCACCCCUCUGACGCCCUCGGCACCUUGCAGCCCAAGCCCAAGUGUCACCAGCUCCGCCUCCCAGUCUUCUUAUGCCUCAACAUCUACAUUGACGGAGCGUGGGAUGUUUGCAGAGUUGUCGUUGGACUUCCGCACUCAGCAUUACCUGUUGGGACUUGUCCUCACAGACCUUUCUCUGGCCCUAGAGUCGCACAACUCGUUCAUCCACUACAAGGCCAUCAAUGUUGUCCGUAAUCUUCUCUAUAAUCACGACCUGGAUGCAAGGUACGCUGACCCCGACAUCAAAGCGAGGCUAGCUGCCCUCUACCUGCCUGUCAUCGGCAUCGUCAUUGAAGCCCUGCCUCAGAUCUAUGAUCCCAACACUGAGGUUAGGAACCGUAACUCCAUGGUGGAGGAAGGCGAUGACCGCAUCAAUCAGCGGGUUGCCAUGGAGAUUGCAGGCUCACUGUUUGGACGCUCUACAGUUAUGACGUCUCUUGACCAGUUUGACAAAGGCUCCAGAGCCCAGUCGCGUCGAUGUCAGCUGAGCAUGGAGUCGAGUCGUCACCUGCUGUGCUGUUUCCUGUGGGUAGUGAAGAAUGCUGACCAGGCUGUCUUAAGACAGUGGUGGUGCAAACUGACCAUGCACCGCCUUAGCUCUCUCCUGCAGGUCAUCUUUCUGGCCAUAUCAAACUUCGAGUACAAGGCUAAAUGGGCGCCCUUACCCCUGGAGCUGUUUUCACACUUCUCCUCAGAGGAGACUCUCGAGGAGUGGCCCGAGGUUAACGGGUCACCAGGAACUCCCAGCCUCUACGUCCCGCGCCUCAAAGGGGCCAUGAGCAAAUCCCCAUCCAUCCACGAGCAGAUCUGGGAGGGCAUUCAGAGAAAGUCCCACGACUUCUUCCGCGGGACCGGAACAUUACUGUUGAACCGUGGUCCCAAAGACGAGGGUUCUGCACAUCACGUGUGGCAGGGCAAGAAGGUGCUGACCCAGUGCUCCCAGCAGACCUUGAAGAAGAGUGUGGACAUGAAGUCAAAGUUGGAGGAAGCAAUCUUGGGGACAGGAAAUGCCCGCUCUGAGAUGAUGAGAAGGAAGCAUUCUGGUUACCUGUUGACAGGGGAGAGAAAUCCGCCCUCCCCACUAGAGGUCAGCCGUCUGCGCUGGAGGAAAGACCAGUUGCUGAGACAGCCAUUUGAACAAAUGGAAAGCAAACCACGUGAUGUGGAGAUAGAUUUCCACACAGAAGGCAGUCUGGCAGCAGAAGUCAGUAUGAUUUGUCUGGACCUUCUGGAGCUUAUCAUACAGAUUGCCCAGAACUCCGACUCUAUGCAGAUGUUACUGAGCACAGCUCUGAGGGUCUUACUACAUGGUCUGUCUCUCAAUCAGAGUACCCUAGUCCUCCAGAACAUGUUCGCCACACAGCGUUCUCUCGUAUCCAAGUUUCCAGAGCUGCUGUUCGAGGAGGAGACGGAGCAAUGUGCUGACCUCUGUCUGUGGCUGCUGCGUCAUUGCAGCUCUCCAAUUGGCCACACCCGUUCACAUGCCAGCGCCUCUCUCUAUCUUCUCAUGAGGCAGAACUUUGAGAUUGGCAAUAACUUUGCCCGUGUCAAGAUGCAGGUGACAAUGUCACUCAGCUCUCUGGUGGGUCAGGAUCACAACUUUAACGAGGAGUACCUGAGAAAGUCCCUGAAGACAAUCUUGAUGUAUGCUGAGGCUGAUGUAGAACUACAGGAGACCACCUUCCCAGAACAGGUAAGAGACCUGGUCUUUAACUUACACAUGAUCCUGUCCGACACUGUGAAGAUGAAGGAGUUUCAGGAAGAUCCUGAGAUGUUGCUGGACCUGAUGUACCGCAUUGCCAAGGGUUACCAGACCUCACCUGACCUCCGCCUCACCUGGCUUGAGAGCAUGGCUGGCAAACACAGUGAGCGAGGGAACCACGCUGAGGCUUCUCAGUGUCUGGUUCACGCAGCAGGACUGGUGGCAGAGUAUCUCAACAUGUUGGAGGAUCGCUACUAUCUUCCUGUGGGCUGCGUCUCGUUCCAGAAAAUCUCGCCAAACGUGUUAGAAGAGAGUGCUGUGUCAGACGAUGUGGUCACCCCUGACGGGGAGGGUAUGUGUACAGGGAAGUACUUCACAGAGAGUGGACUUGUUGGCUUGUUGGAGCAGGCGGCUAGCUCUUUUACAAUGGCUGGUCUGUACGAGGCCAUGAAUGAGGUUUACAAAGUUCUGAUCCCCAUCCACGAGGCAAACAGAGACUUCAAGAAGCUGAGCCAGGUUCAUGGCAAGCUGCAGGAGGCUUUCUCCAACAUCAUCAGACAGGAAGGGAAGAGGAUAUUUGGCACGUACUUCCGUGUGGGAUUUUAUGGGAAGAAGUUCGGGGACCUGGAUGGGGAUGAGUUCAUCUACAAGGAGCCGGACAUCACCAAACUCUCAGAGAUUUCACACAGGCUGGAGAGUUUUUAUGGUGAUCGUUUUGGGUAUGAUGUACUGGAGAUGAUCAAAGACUCCAACACAGUGGAAGUAGACAAGCUCAACCCAGACAAGGCGUACAUACAGAUUACCUAUGUGGAGCCGUACUUCGACUCGUAUGAAUUCCGAGAGAGGAUCACAGUCUUUGACAAAAACUACAACAUCAAGCGUUUCAUGUACGCCACUCCGUUCACGCUUGACGGAAAGGCCCACGGGGACCUGGCCAAUCAGUACAAGAGGAAAACCAUCCUUACCACGGAGCACAACUUCCCGUACAUCAAGACCAGACUGGCUGUCAUCAAACCACGAGAACAGGUGAUUCUUUCCCCGAUUGAAGUGGCGAUUGAAGACAUCCAGAAGAAGACAAAAGAGUUAUCUAUUGCCAUGAUGACAGAGCCGCCAGAUACUAAGAUGUUACAGAUGGUCCUUCAAGGCUGCAUUGGCACAACUGUCAACCAGGGCCCUCUGGAGAUUGCUAUGGUGUUCCUCUCAGAUGUCUGCGAUGGGAAGAAGGUGGCCACCAAACAUCACAACCGGCUCAGACUCUGUUUUAAGGACUUUCUCAAAAAGAGUGGCGACGCCCUGCACAGAAACAAGUCCUUGAUUAAGAGUGAUCAGAAGGAGUAUCAGAGAGAGCUUGAGAGAAACAUCAACAGUAUGCGGGAGAAACUCGCCCCCAUGAUCUCCUCAAACAGCUCAGCCACUCUCAAACGCAGACACAAAAAGCCCAAGCGUUAAUUGUGGAACUGCUAACCCAUGCUUGUACAUAAACAGCUCCUGAGGGAGAGCCGGACCAAGCGACCAUCAUCUCCUAACACUUCUGAAUGCUGAUUGGUCAGCAGUACUAUGCUGAGAGCUGAUUGGUCAGCAGUACAAUGCUGAGUGUUGAUUGGUCAGCAGAACUAUGGUAGGCUCAGUACUGAUUGGUCAGCUGUACUAUACUGAGUGCUGAUCGCACGACAGUACUGUGAGGAGUACUGAUUGGUCAGCAGUACUAUGUGAAGUGCUGAUUGGUCAGCAGUACUAUGAAGAAAACGUCUUCCAGUUUAACCCACCCAACUUAAUCACUUGCCUAAGCUUUAGUAGUGAUAGUUGCUAGGUGACCACCAUGCAGCUUGAGUUCUAGUCACUGGUGUGUGCUUGUCCUGGGAUUUUGCUCAGUACAAAUUUGGCAAUAGAUGCUCAAGAGCUUUCUGUCACAUGUCACUCAAAACGUUUUGUGUAUUCUAGAGUGGAUGCAUGCGUGAAGUUGUGGUAAUCAAAAUCUGUAGCCAAAAGCUCGGAUUUCUUUACAUUUGAAAUGGUAUACAUGGGAAUGAGUUUUUAGUAUUUUAGAUGAUGAUGAUCUCAACUUGAGGUAAUUCUUGUUAAGUCAUUCUGUCUGACCUCCUUUUCCGUGAGGCAGGAGUUUGAGGUUCAAAUCAAAGGAGACUGCACGUUGUUUAGAGUUGGCCAUAUCUAGGUAAAUAGUUUCGGUUUUCAUCCCAGAUUUUAUAGGUGCAUAAUGACCAUAUAUGAAGAAAUUUGCAAAUCAAAAUGAUGCUCUUAGAGCUUUAAAGACUUUGAAUGAAAGAGAUUUUUUUGAGAUCAUACUUUUCGGUGAUAAAAGUAUUUGUUUUAACACAGCUGUAUUAGAUCUGGGGCCCAAUCUUUUCAAGGAACAUUGCCCUGCUAUAAUUGUGUACUAUUGAGAAACGGGUUGACAUGUUUUCAUUUAAAAUGUUCUAUAUCUAGUAUCGUACAUUGGCCUCAAACAUGCGCGUAAAAUUUAUCUAAAACUAGUGUCAGUUGUCGCUCUCCAGGAGCCAAGGUUUGAAGAUCAAAUGAACAAGUUGCCUAUUUUUUUUUUUUGCCCAUCUUUAUUUUAAGAAGACUAUCAUGUAUUUUCGGAGUUCAAAUUUUUUUUUUUUCAUUUUUCAUUUUCAAGUUUUCGUUUUUGUCAAGCUGCUGUAACAUCAGACGAUGCUGAGCUCAUCAUAGAAGUUGAACACGAAGGAAAUACUAUCCUUGUCAGUUGAACCUGGCUUCAUGUGGUUUGCUUCAAACCGUCUUCACAUAGCUGUUAUUUGAGGUGGGGAUUAAUCCAGUAAUCGCUCAUGGACUAGAUCAGAUGUCUCUUACCGUGGAUACACACCCUCAUUAUUGGACCAAGAAUCUCACAGAAGUGCCCAUGUGACUUGCUGCUUGGGUAUUCUCUCUAUAUCAAGGCGACAGAAAGAGGUUGUAUGGUAAAAGCACACAAGUCAUUACAUAGUUUAGGACAUCUAACUCUGUCUCAUCAACGUUUUCAGUGACAAUGUAGAAAAGGGUAAUGUGACAAGAGGUAUGAAUUUGUAAUGAGAUUGUGCACAGUACGAUAAACUCAGCUGAAGUUAAAAGUCCUGUAUGAGCAUCCCAGUAGUGUGCCAUUAGUCUGCCUGUGGUAAACCAGUAAAAUGUCUGUAGAGUGUUACAGGUGAGUGGUCACACAGAUCAUUGCUGUAACUUUACAGCAAUACCUUAUGGCAGCAUGCCACUGACAACUUCCACCUGUAUGCUGCUGUGGAAUAAUAGUUCAGGUGAUCAAGUACAAUUAGAUACGGCUCUGUGCCACCAUCCGUACUCAACUUUGAACUUUGUCUUAGAAGAUGCUUUAAGGACGUACCAGACAGUUUAUGUUUAUGAGAGACAUAAAGGAUACAGUAUAUUUUAGUAUUCUGGCAGCAGGCCUAUUGCAGUUGGACAAAAGGAAGUGGGGACUUACAGAACUCUUUCUAUGUAUCACCUGAUGUGGAAAAUCUCCAAUGGACCAGUAAAAUUUUGUUUUAACGACAUUAAAAUAGAAGAAGGGGGAAUGAGAAUGGGGUGGGGGGCUGUUUCAGCGGUAUUGUCAAUAACCACAAAAAGAUUUACACAAAAUAUUUGAAAUGGUGAAGUGCAAUAAGAUACUUUUUAUUUUCACAUUACAAAUGCUUUUUUUUUAAUUGUUUUUUAUCUUAAUAUAUAGAAAUAUUUGUAUGUUCUAUGUGUGUGUUUUGCUUAUGUGUACCUACCUUUCUACAUGUAUGUCUAUCAUGUAAUAGUUACAUUACAGGAGCUCAACUCAAAACUGUGUCUCUUCUGUCAAAUAAUAUUGUACAAGGCAGGAGUUUUGAUUUGUUCUCCAUGGAAGUCCUGGACUAAUGUUAAGAUUUAUUCUACCUGUAACAAGUUUAGACAACUGAAGUUUUCAUGAUUCCUUUUAUCUUGCAUUUAUGCACACACAAUAUAUUUCUUUGCCAAAGAUGUUUUUGAAGGGGCAGUAAUAAUGUAGAACUGUUCACUCCAUUGAUAUACAGUAUAUCUAUUUAUGCUGAUAUGUUCUCGUAAAUACACUCACUUAAUGUUGUCAUCAGACUCCGUGGCUUGUCUUUUGUCUACCAUAAACCAUAGCAUUUUGAAUGUUGUAUCAGGCAAUCAUUAUUCGCUCAAGCAUUUGUAGAGCUCAGUUUUGCAGAUAGACCAAAGUAAAAUAAACAGGAGAGCUAUACCUGAAGUUCUUUGGAUUUUUGUUCUUAGUUUAUAGUUUAUGGUAAAUCAUAAACUCUAUCUUGGGAUAAUUACGGACCAUUCAACAAGCUUUAUUCAUGGACAUAUUUGUGCCAAAGCCCUUGGUUCCUGUCACUAACCCACACAGCAUUUUACAGCUACAUGUAGCUACAUGAAUUUCCUGUGCCUGGCGCUCACCAUAACGGGAUACUGUAAAUGUUCAACCUUUUCAAAGACUAAAACACUUUUCAGUGGAUUUUAUGUAUACAAUUAUUAUGAAAAUGUUAAGAAUGAUUUGUUUGUGUCAUUAAAGAUGGAAGGCUUCAUGAAAUUCUGCAUAAUAUUUCUCUGCACCCCACUUCAAAAUAUUGGUUGCAGAGAUUGUUGAAAAAGAAUUAAGGCAGGCCAAUUUCUGUUCAGUUCUGUGUCCGUAUAAUGUCACUAGAAGGAGUCUGUAUUUGUCAUGUUCCUCAACAUAUUCCACUGAGGCCAUUAUUAAAAAUAUGUUGGUUGGGGCUAACCUGCCAUUCCAUCAAAAUCCCUGUCU
This is a messenger RNA of Liolophura sinensis, 9843 nucleotides long. Its product is annotated as dedicator of cytokinesis protein 7-like. Gene Ontology annotation, biological process: positive regulation of GTPase activity; small GTPase-mediated signal transduction. Bases 3 to 6527 code for a protein of 2174 amino acids. Gene Ontology annotation, molecular function: guanyl-nucleotide exchange factor activity. The record is from RefSeq and is a predicted model, not a curated record. The transcript is spliced from 49 exons. NCBI's taxonomy places the organism in Eukaryota, Metazoa, Mollusca, Polyplacophora, Chitonida, Chitonidae.